UCGAGAUCAUAGUCGUUAACUGUCAGGCAGUCGGUGCACGAGCAUUUGUUUUUUGAAGAAAUCUUCGAACGAGCGUGAAAACUAGAGUGCAGAAAUUAGAUCGAGUCCGUUGGGAAAGAACGAUCGAGUCAGAAGUUUGAAUCGCAGAGUGUAGUGUUCUGAUUCGCUAAAGACUGUUCAUUUGGAAAUCUUCCCUGAAGUGGGCGAAGACUUGCCAGAGUAUAGUGAUAAAUAUAUUCAAUCAAAAGUGAACUAAUCUAGUCGAGUGAUUCUAGUUCAUUAGUUAGAUUUCCACAAUACGAGUGAUAAUUAUCGACAAUGUAUCGUUUUAUCGCAGUGUUGGUGAUAGUCUCCGUGGUGCAGGCGUUAUCUGUUGACGAUCGUACUGUGGAUGUCAACAUCAACGUCGAAAAGAACUCCAACACCUAUUUCCAAAGCAAACUUAACGAAGGAUCCUUCCAGUACGGAUUGGAUGUGGAAGAAACACUCGACAAUCACUUCCAGCAUAAGGUCAAAGGUCCAGACGGCGUCACGUACGGAUGCUACGGAUUCGUAGAUCCCGAUGGUAAGCCACAUCUGACGCACUACGUUUCCGACAUAAAAGGAUAUCGAGUGGUGCCUCCGGAUUCUGCUACCAAGAUCUACGUCGAUCGGUUGGAGAAGAGCAUCAACAAAGUCUACCAAGCUUCCCAAGAGAAGAACGUCCAAUGGAAGGAUCUCUUUUUCCCACCAGCCUGCAGGACAUUGUACGCGGAGCUACUGAAGAAGGCUGCCGCUACUCAGCGUCCCACAACUGCUCGUCCCACGACUCCCCGUGCCACGACUCCUCGCCCGACAACUCCACGCCCUACCACCCCUCGCCCAACCACCGCUCGCCCCACCACUCCGGCACCAGUUCAAUUCGAGCCGGAAUUCGGAGGCAGUAACGUGCACGAAUCCUUCCUUCCCCACGAAACCGCACCAGCACCAGCAGCGGAGUGUUCGCAAGUUUGCAACGACCUGAAGGGAGAACUUCAGGAAAUCAAGCUCAAGCUGAAGAGCCUCAUCGAUAGUCUGGCCCGGAAGGAUGCCGAAGAAAGCAAGCGGAAAUCUGGAGAUAACGGAACCUAUGCGUACUUCCCGGUUAUGCUCAGUAACAACCUUCCAGAGGGAGUUGCGUUCGGACAGGGGCUUCAGUGCGGGCGACAGUGAGGAGGCUGUGAAAUUUCCAUGAAAUAUUGCAGGUUGUGAUCGAAGCCAAGGGGAGUGCAAUGUACAUAAUUUAGAAUUACGGUCUAGUUUAAGCUUGGAUGAGUGGAGAAUUGUAUGCGUGGUAAGGUUAACAUUAUAUGAAAAGUAGUAUGAAAAUUUC
Aedes albopictus (Asian tiger mosquito) is the source of this 1351-nucleotide messenger RNA. RefSeq lists its product as uncharacterized. The transcript is spliced from 3 exons. The record is from RefSeq and is a predicted model, not a curated record. NCBI's taxonomy places the organism in Eukaryota, Metazoa, Arthropoda, Insecta, Diptera, Culicidae. The coding region runs from base 319 to 1191 and encodes 290 amino acids.